GGCAACACCGGCGCGGUGUGAGCACACCAUUUAUCAGCUGAGUGGUGCAAUUCGUUGGAAUAUUGUUAUUUAACAGUACAAAUCACAUAAAAACAAUUAAUUUAAAGUCCAACAAGAUGUCAAUAGUUAAGCGUGUUCAGCAAUGGGCUACAUUUGCAAGAACAUGGCACAUCUACGAUUGCACUUGGCAAAACCCUUUUGAUUCAGCAAAGUUAAUAAAAACGCAUUUAAUGGGCUUGCACAAGCCGAUCUACCAUCCAAUGACUACCACCCGUUCAGUUAGUACUCAUCGCCGUCUCUUGCAAGUACCUAUUAGCUCUUCAUUCAAUUUCACACUACAACACCGUAAUAUGGGUCGUUUAAGUAAAGUAGAUCCCAGUUCUUUCUCAGAACCUGAACGUAUCGCUACCAAACACAGUGCGCUCAAGUGGACAGUAGAUUUUUCAAACACAAAAUUGUUGGGUAGCGUAAUACAUCACUUCAAUGUGCUGGAGGCUAAUUUGCCAGCAAUCCUGCUAGAUGUGCGCGAUAUCAAUGUGAAAAGUGCUUCGAUUCUUUGCAGUGGUGGUUCAGCCAUACCAAUCAACUACUUCGUCAGUGAUCCAGUUGAGGAUAUUGGUGCUAAGUUGACAUUGGAGCUGCCGGAAGGCACUGCUAAGGGAGACCUUCUCGUACGCAUCGAUUAUGAAACAUCGAAUCGUGCAAGUGGUCUGCAGUGGCUCACACCAGAGCAAACUCUUGGCAAACAACAUCCAUAUCUCUUCAGUCAAUGUCAAGCGAUUCACGCUCGUUCCGUAUUACCAUGUCAAGAUACGCCAGCCGUUAAAUUCACCUAUGAGGCGACUGUGGAGCAUCCCAAAGAAUUAACUGCUCUCAUGAGUGCAAUAGUUGAGAAAAAAGAAACGGGUGCAACCACUUUCAAGCAAGAAGUGCCAAUACCAGCGUAUUUACUGGCCAUUGCCAUUGGUGAUCUUGUUUCACGACCUUUGGGUCCUAAUUCGAAUGUCUGGGCAGAGGCGGGCAUUGUGGAUGCGUGCGCUGAGGAGUUCUCACAAACUUCACAAAUGCUGCGAACCGCAUCUGACAUUUGUGGACCAUAUGUGUGGAAACAAUAUGAUUUGCUUGUUAUGCCACCAUCAUUUCCCUUUGGUGGCAUGGAAAAUCCGUGCCUCACAUUUGUAACACCCACACUACUGGCUGGCGAUAAGUCUUUAGCCGAUGUGGUGGCUCACGAAAUUGCUCACAGUUGGACUGGUAAUUUAGUCACAAACAAAAAUUUCGAACAUUUCUGGUUAAAUGAAGGUUUCACUGUCUUCGUGGAGACGAAAAUUGUGGGACGCAUGCAAGGCAAUAAAGAGCGUGAUUUCCAUAUGUUGCGCAACUUGACCGAUUUACAGGAGUGUAUACGUACACAAUUAGCCAAUAGUCCGGAACUUACAAAGUUAGUAGUUGAUUUAUCGAAUUGUGGUCCAGAUGAUGCAUUCUCCAGUGUGCCCUACAUUAAAGGUUCAACUUUCCUGCGUUAUAUUGAGGAUUUACUUGGAGGACCUGAAGUAUUCGAGCCAUUCCUACGCAGUUAUUUGCAAAAGUUUGCUUACAAAUCGGUUAUUACGGACGAUUUCAAAGGUGCCUUAUAUGACUAUUUCAUUAAAACCGAUAAAAAGGAUAAGCUGACCGAAAUCGAUUGGGACUUGUGGCUCUACCAAGAAGGUCUACCCCCGAUAAUACCAAACUUCGACGAAACACUCGCCGAUAUCUCUAAACAGUUGGCCAAGCUGUGGAGCACCAAGUCUACCGCUGACUUGCGUGGUGACACCGAUAUUAGCAAGCCGAUUUCCUCACAUCAACUUAUUGAUUUCCUUGGCAGAUUGAUUGAAUGCCAAGACAUUGUUGAAUUAAACGAGGAGAAAAUCGAACUUCUCGAAAGCACUUAUAACCUGAAGAGUACGAAGAAUGCUGAAGUACGUUUCCGUGUCAUGCGUUUGGUAAUCAGAGCACGAUUGCUGAAACGUAUCGAUGAGAUUAUUGCAUUUGCCAAUUCCAAUUUCCGCAUGAAAUUCUGCCGUCCAAUUUAUCGUGAUUUGGGCCAAUGGCCAGAGGCCUAUUGCAGUCGAGAGCUUCCAACGCGUUAAGGAUCAAAUGAUGGCAGUUUGUGCGCACACCAUCGAGAAGGACUUGGGUUUGAAAUGAGCAUUUAUAACUGUUAUAUUCAAAAAUAUUUUUAUAUGUUUUCUCCAUU
Molecule: messenger RNA, 2239 nt
Organism: Ceratitis capitata (Mediterranean fruit fly)
Lineage: Eukaryota; Metazoa; Arthropoda; Insecta; Diptera; Tephritidae
Gene: mRpL13
Product: 39S ribosomal protein L13, mitochondrial
Exons: 7
Coding region: 117-2132 (671 amino acids)
Biological process (GO): peptide catabolic process; negative regulation of translation; translation
Cellular component (GO): mitochondrial large ribosomal subunit; cytosol; ribosome
Molecular function (GO): structural constituent of ribosome; metallopeptidase activity; mRNA binding
Source: RefSeq, a predicted model, not a curated record